Cotesia glomerata is the source of this 2338-nucleotide messenger RNA. RefSeq names its product sialin-like. Lineage: Eukaryota; Metazoa; Arthropoda; Insecta; Hymenoptera; Braconidae. The transcript has 7 exons. Gene Ontology annotation, biological process: transmembrane transport; monoatomic anion transport. The record is from RefSeq and is a predicted model, not a curated record. Gene Ontology annotation, molecular function: transmembrane transporter activity. The coding region runs from base 505 to 1971 and encodes 488 amino acids.
UGUGGCCCGAUAAUUAUCUACGUCAUUGUCUAAAUAACAAAUAUUUGAUGAAUAUUAUCUCGAGUAAUGAAUUUUUUGUGAUAAGAAACUAAAUUCAAGCUCUGAGUUCAGUUUGUCUAAUCACCCGGUGCAUAGAAGACCUGAAAAACCGGUUUUUAAUUUUAUUUGGGCGCUUUUAUGACACUAUGUUGGCUCAAAAGUUUCGUACAGUACUUGUGAGUGUUUAGUUUGCGGCUAUUUACACAUAUAUAUACACACCGACGUGCAUUAUCGCUUCGAGGCAUUUGUUCGAAUCGCUGCCGGUUGAUAUGCCCAGUCCCGAAGCCGAAUCCCGGUUAAGAGAAUCAUUGUGAGAGACCAACAGUUUACAUUCCUUAAAUAUUUUUUAAAUUUCGGGAGAAAUUAGCAGAGUGAGGGUGGCAGAUUUUUGGAUUUUUGAAUUUUAAAAUAUAAAAUAUGAGAGUUUAAGAGAAAUACUGGGGUUCAUUGACUGAAUAAUUAAUCAUGGCCGGUUACGUAAGAUUCAUGUUCGCAAUAAUGCUGUGCAUCGCGAACAUGAUAAUAUACGGACUAAAAGUAAACAUAUCAACAACAAUAAUCGGGAUGGUUAAACCACGGAAAGUAGUUCAAGGAUCAAACGAUACUUACUACGAGUGUAGCUUCGACGACACCCCUAACUCCACAAUCCAAACUCCAGACCCAAGCACAGUAAUCUACUUCGAGGAUCAGUAUGAAUGGACAUCAACGCAGCAAGGACUGAUAAUCAGCCUGUACUUUGCAGGGUACAUGCUUGGGAUGUUUCCAGCUGGAUACUUUGCCGACAGGUUCAACACAAAGUGGGUCCUUCUAGUCUCAGUCUUAUCAAACUCAAUCCUAACUCUGAUAGUCCCAAUAGCAGCCAGGUCAAUCUCAAUGCUAUUACUACUACGAUUCAUGGCUGGAUUGGUGAGCGCAGCGAAUCUUCCUGUGGUGAACGUUCUGGUUGGCAAGUGGAUGGUCUACGAGGAGAAGAGCACCUGGGUAGCCAUCAUCAACGCAGGAACUUCUUUAGGCACCGUCAUUUCAAUCCUAUCCGCCGGACUGAUUAUGCAUGACAUGGGCUGGAAACCUGUCUUCUACAUCCACGGAAUCCUGCCUCUAGUCUGGUGCGCAGUCUUUGCCGUGUUCUUCGCGGAUAACCCAGAAACCCAGAAGCUGAUCAGCGAGGAAGAAAGACAACUGAUUGUCAAUUCUUACGGGCAUAGACACACCAGAAAAGAGAAGAUUGCAGUUCCUUGGAAGGAAAUCUUCUCCUCUAAGCCCUUCUGGGCUCUAGUGGUGACAAACUGCUUGGGGAACUUCUGUUGGUACUUCCUGUUGACACAACUGCCGCUUUAUAUGAAUAAGAUGCUCAGGUUUGAUAUUAAGAAGAAUGCAAUGCUAAGCUGCUCGCCGUACCUAAUAAAUGCAGUAGUAAACCCUUUAUUGGGCAAAAUCCUGGACAUUGGGCGCCAGAGUGGUUACUGGUCACAAACAACUGGCCGGAAGAUCGCCGUUGGGAUAAGCUGCAUUCCACCCAGUAUAAUGCUGAUCAUCAUUGCCUACAUCGGGUGUGACCGGACGACGUCAACGGCUCUGCUAAUUAUCAGUAUUGUGAUCAGCGGAGCGAUUUUCGUAGGACAUCUUACGAAUCAGAACGACCUGGCUCCGAACUACGCCGGAAUUCUGAUGGGAAUCACCAAUACUCCGGGGACUAUUUCUGCGUUUGUUUUGCCAGCUUUGGUUGGAGCUUUGACUGAAGGCGGACACACAUUUCAAAGAUGGAGGUACAUCUUUUGGAUCAACGUCGUCGCACAAUUGCUGGCGUUUGUUGUUUUUGUGACCUUCGGAUCCGCUAAGAUUCAAAGCUGGAACUAUCCUGCGAGUCAGCCGUCAGAAAAUAGAAAAAAGCACAGCAGUGAUGAAGAAGAGGUAAAUGUGGUGAAGAUUUAAAGGAGUUACUUUGGACGGUUUUAAAAAUGGUUUUUGCACUUGACCACUGGCAGUAGCACCAGCGCCAGGCGUCACCCAGUAAAACUGUUCUCUUAUUAAAUCCCAGGAUUUAUCGCCGCAAUAACGAUCUGUGGUUUGAAACAAAACUUUAGCUCCCUUUUAUAUAUAUUUGCCAACGGCCGCUGAUUCAGCGGAAUUUGAAAGAGCUCAAUAAGCUCUCUACUCCAUUUAUUGCUUUUCUUUUUUAUUUAUUUUACGGAAAAAAAUAAACCCUGUGAACACAUAAACAAUUGACAGCUUUCAAUUUGGUUUAGUAUUCGGCUAAUUAAGGAGAUCCACGCGGUCAAAUUUUUAAAACUUGAAAAUU